Molecule: messenger RNA, 1134 nt
Organism: Phytophthora infestans T30-4
Lineage: Eukaryota; Oomycota; Peronosporomycetes; Peronosporales; Peronosporaceae
Exons: 10
Coding region: 1-1134 (377 amino acids)
Source: RefSeq, a predicted model, not a curated record
AUGAAGUCGAUGUGGUAUGCUGAGGAGUCAACUGACGAGACGCUGCUGGCGUAUUCGUCUGGCACGGAGAAGGCGGGGUUGAAGUCGAACGCGGAUCCGUCGGCAAUGUACGGCUCAAAUUUAACUGCGGAGGCUCCGGUAGCAUACUUGGCCAUCACGGAGCCGUCUCUCGACGUGGACCCUGGAGCCUACACGAUCACAUGCAUCACACAAACCAGUGCUGGCGAUAACGACGUGAUUUACUUUUUACCACCCGUGGAGGGGGGGGGGCUCAACACGAUCUUCUGCUUCGUCCCGUCGCUGGUGACGUUCAAUGCAUACAUGCUGCUGGUGGAUGUCGGUACGGCGUUAACGAAAUCUGGCGCUGUUCAACAUCCUGCGCUUCCCAGUGUUCGUGCUGUCACGAGUACCGAACAGCGCGGUGGAAGCGACCGUAAGUUUGAUCGUCUGCGUAGCUACUUGGUGGUCGAGGAGCGCAUCAGGGUGAGUGAGGGCGGCUUGAUCGAGCUCUGGUUCAGUGGCAAUUCCUGGCAAGGUGAGUACGAAUCACAGCAGCCGUUCAGCCAAAACGAGACGAUGUGCACCAACAUCACAUUCGAACUGCCGUGCGACGCCGACAAGUACGAGGAGGCUCUGCGCGUGAGCUCACUUAAGACGUACCUUGACUGCUGGAGGCCUGGACAGCCAUGUGGGCUCAAGGCGUGCUUCAAGAAGUCGCUGAAGGGCAAGCUGGUGCUGCUAGUGGCGCACUCGCUGAGCUUUUCGGCCAACAAGCUCCUUCUGUCUUCUAUACUCGCCGAUAUCACUUUCCCGACGAUUGCGUUCGCGGACCUCAUUUCGAAUGAUGCUGAUGAGUCGAGCUUUAUCAAACUUAAGUUUAUUUUGCCGCGGUGUCUGUAUCAAUUCCAGUUCGCUAAACUGAAGAAGUUUACUGCCCUUGCCGUACCACGAAUCCGCAACGUGGACCCAAUAAUCAAUUACCUCAUUCGGUUGAAGGACACCGGCCUGGUCAGUGAAGUCAGUGUGCUUCUUCGGGGCACGCGUAUGGGUCACGUAGAGCGGGUGCAAUGCGAAAGCAAGAAGCAUCAGCGGUUGCUCACAGCUCGCCCAUCGCUUAUUCACCACUGGGACUAG